AUGCAGGUUUUUAACAAUCAACAUUACAAAUGGGAUGGAUUACUGGCUCAAAGAUACACCAUUGAACAUAUCAAAGUUGGACAACCGGACGCAAUUGAUUAUGUGUACAGCAAUAAUCCGAGCUACCCGGGCAGCCCUACAGCAUUUGGAUGCAAAUCAACUUUAUUUGAUAGUGCAACCUCUUCAAAUGGUGAUAAAUUUGCUGUCCUCUACACUGGCUACGUGAAAGUACCAUUUUCAGCUUUUUACAGCUUUACAAUUCAUCUUUGCGAUGAUUUAUGUGAUCUUUUUAUGACGAAAAACAACUUAGAGACCAGUAUUGUCAGGUAUAUAAUUGACUGGAACAAAAGUCCAGUUAUUUCCAAUGCUAGCAUGUUAUCAGCCAAUACCCUCUAUCCAAUCAAACUGUUCUUUGGUGAGCAAUCACAGGUUGAAAUCAUCCAAAUAAAGUAUACAUAUCUGAACAAUAGUUUUUUGUCAUGGAGUGGAAUGCUUUACAAUCUUAAAACAGAAGAAACAGCAAAAAGCAUCCCCGUCCCUGCAAUAUCAUUGAGCGGUUCAACGGCUGUGUUAGUUGAAUUUCUGUCCCAGCCUUAUCUCCCUAAGAAAGAUAGCUGGACGUACGCAUCAAAGCUAGAGCUGCAUUUUCACAGACAAGGGUACGAAAACGAGACGAGGAAGAUACUUUUGGCUAGGAUUCAUCCAUUCAGCUAUGUUGUAAACGGACUCAAUCAAUCUACCACAUACAUUUUUUACGUGCACUACUUUGGUUUAAUUGACAGAGAGGACCAGAACUUGAUUUCAGAAAAAGCUGUCAUAACAACAUUCACAAUAAACAGUAUCGUCGAAGAGACUCCAGUUGCAUUUUACACCAACAUUCUGUUCUCUGGAAAGGCACUUCAGAGCCAUAUUGUAGAGACCCUUGCCGUGACGUCAGUUGAGCAAUGUUUCUCACGCUGCCUUGAAUGUCUCCAGCGUAGUGAUGGAUGUUUUUGUGCUUCUUUCAACUAUAGAAAAUCUGGGACAGGCAAUGGCCGCCUUUGCGAAAUCAACAAGGAAAGCCAUGAAACAGUUUUUGGUGACUUCAAACCCAUUGAGGGAUCGCAGUAUUAUGUUGUUUCUUAAUUUCGUCUUAUUUUGUAUGUAAAUGAUUAAAAGUUGUCAUCUUUUUUCACUAUAAAAAUUGAAAAGGUACAGUUCGGAAACAUUAAGAAAUUCAGUUCAUAAAAGCUUUGCAUCUUUCUUUGCUAAUUCUCAUGUGCUUAACACCCAUUUCUAUGCUAAUAAAUUUCUUUGAAGUGUAAACUAAGAGUAGAAGUUACAUUUGGAGCGAAUAAAGUAUGACUAUCUGUUGUAACUUGCAAUAUGCUUGGUUGGCAUGGCUGGCACAUGCUUGGAGCAAUAUGGACAAUUGAAAAUUGAAAUAUUUGUUUGUUGAAAACUAAGAUUAAAAUGAGGUAUAAAAUGAGCGUCUAUUUCAGGUAAAUUUAUAUAAAUAAACUUUUUAAUCAUAGUAUUAUUGUUAGGUAUCAGGUAUAUAUUGACGAUUAUAACCAUCAAGCACUCCCAACUCCCUUUCCUACCUCUCCUCCCUCUCCUACCCCUCCUCCAUCUCCUACCCCUCCUCCAUCUCCUACCCCUCCUCCAUCUCCUACCCCUCCUCCCUCUCCUUCCCCUCCUCCUUCUCUUACCCCUCUCCCCUCUCCUAACCCUCCUCCCUCUCCUACCCCUCCUCCCUCUCCUACUCCUCCUCCCUUUCCUACACCACCUCCCUCUCCUACCCCACCUCCCUCUCCUACCCCUCCUCUCCCUCAACACAACAAGCCACUAUGUAGUUCAGGCACUGGUGUCAACAAUUUUAUCAUUCAUUUGGCUCGCGAAAGUCUUUGUCCCUGAGUGGGGGCACUGCAUGUGAUGUCACACUUGAGAACUCUAUUGUAAAGUUAGAAAUACAAAAAUAUAUCCUUAUGUUAUAUAUAACAUAUUUUUUUACUUUUGUUUUCCUCUCCAACUUGGAAAUUUUUGCUCUUUGGAAAUUGUUGUUUUGGUUUCAUUGUAUUUAUAUUUUCUGGAGACAUUUAUAAUCGUAGACAAUGAUAACCUUCUUUAUUUUUGCAUCCUCGGCUACCAUGAAGACUAAACCAGAUUAGAUUUCACUUUAAUGAAAAGAAAAGAUUUGUUAUCAAAACCAGCGAACAAAUUUUGUGAACCUUUGUUUCUUCUACUUUAAAAAUCUCAGGCCCAUUUUUGAUUC
Messenger RNA from Rhopilema esculentum, 2254 nucleotides. The record is from RefSeq and is a predicted model, not a curated record. Lineage: Eukaryota; Metazoa; Cnidaria; Scyphozoa; Rhizostomeae; Rhizostomatidae.